GUGGUAUUAAAAAUAGAUGAUGAAGCCUCCAUGCUUGACUUGGCUGCACUGGCCAGAGAUGCUGGGUUGAUUGUGAGUAUAAUCCAGGAUGCCGGCCGUACACAGAUUGCAGCUGGGUCACGCACAGUUCUUGGAGUGGGGCCAGGGCCUGUGGAAUUGAUUGAUACGGUGACUGGACAUCUCAAACUUUAUUAAAUUUAUUUAUCAAUAUUCUUUUUGUGAAUAAAUGUUCAAGAUUAUUUAAUGAGCCAAUAAUUUUACAAUCUAUUUAUUGUCCACAGUUUUGACUUUUCAUCUUGAAUAAAAUAUAAUCCAUU
This is a messenger RNA of Cherax quadricarinatus, 317 nucleotides long. The record is from RefSeq and is a predicted model, not a curated record. Lineage: Eukaryota; Metazoa; Arthropoda; Malacostraca; Decapoda; Parastacidae.